CUUCCCCCUCCCCUCGUGCUCCCGUCACCACCUCUUCCCCCUCCCUCAAGUCCCAACCCCCCGUCCCGUCUCAAUCACUUCACAAGUGAAUGAGACGACCAGGAGGAAUUCUUCUUCCUCCCUCAUCGUCUCCUCGUCUUCUCACGAGCGUUUCGCGGACCAAGCGAAGAAAAUUCGGCCGCAGUCAAAUACUGUUAAUAAGGUCUAUAAUAAUACUAAAAGAAGCAGUCUUUGCUUCGCAGUUUCUUGGUUGGUGACCCAGCACCAGCGGAGGAGGAGCGGGGGAGAAAAAAAUAUCAGCCGAGCUCCCAACUUUGACGCUGCCGCCGCCGCCGCCGCCGUGCUCGCUGCGUAGUCCCGCAGCCUUCUCUUCCCCCGUCUCCUCCCGGAUCGGAGCUCCCCUCCCCGGGACACCGCUGGCCGCCUCCCCUUGGAUCAGCUCCGCCUCCGUAAGAUAGGCGAGGUCCUGCUACAUUGCAGCAAUGAGGUGCCUGCCUUUCUUGCAUGGAGAGGUCAAAGAGGAGGAUCCUGUCACCAUGUCUGCAUCUGUACGGUCCAUCAGCACAACAUCAACGGACCGUGAUGUCCGCUCCGGUUCAGACUUCACCUCCUUGAAUGUAUCCGACAUGAGCGCCGAGUCAAUAAGGAGGACACAGUACCCCAGCUUCACUGACCGGCCGUCUAACUUGAGGGUGUUCUCCUUCUCUGAAUUGAAGAGUGCCACGCGCAACUUCAGCCGGUCACUCAUGGUUGGCGAGGGUGGCUUUGGCUGUGUGUACAGGGGCAUCAUCAAGACAUCUGACGAACCUAGUGAACGAAUUGAGAUUGCUGUUAAGCAGUUGAAUCGUAAAGGACUUCAGGGGCAGAAGGAGUGGUUAACAGAGAUGAAUGUGCUUGGAAUUGUUGACCAUCCGAACCUAGUUAAACUAAUAGGCUACUGUGCUGAUGAUGAUGAGCGGGGAGUACAACGCCUUCUAGUGUACGAAUAUAUGCCUAAUGGAAGUGUGGACGAUCACUUGUCAAGUAGGUCAACUUCAACUCUAUCAUGGCCUAUGAGACUGAAAGUAGCUCUUGAUUCUGCCCGGGGACUGAAGUAUCUGCAUGAAGAAAUGGAAUUCCAGGUCAUUUUUCGAGAUCUGAAAACAUCUAACAUUCUGUUGGAUGAGAACUGGAACGCCAAAUUGUCAGACUUUGGUUUGGCUAGGCAUGGACCAACGGAAGGUCUGACCCAUGUCUCCACAGCGGUAGUUGGAACUCUAGGGUAUGCAGCGCCUGAGUACAUGCAAACUGGACGCCUCACUGCAAAGAGUGAUAUAUGGAGCUAUGGCGUUUUGCUGUACGAGCUCAUCACCGGCCGCCGGCCCAUUGACCGGAACCGGCCAAAGAGCGAGCAGAAGCUCCUGGAUUGGGUGAAGCCAUACAUCGCGGACAAGAAGCGGUUCCCCAUCAUCAUUGACCCGAGGCUGGAGGGGCGCUACAACCUCAAGUCCAUGACAAAGCUGGCCAGCGUGGCGAACCGCUGCCUGGUCCGGAUGCCAAAGUCUCGGCCAAAGAUGAGCGAGGUGUACGAGAUGGUCCAGAAGAUCGUCGACAGCAUCGAGACUGGCCCACCGCAGCCGCCUCUGCACUACCAUGGCUCAGUCUCAGAGCCAGGUGCGAAGCGGACCAAGAAAGGAUCCCUGAAGAGAAGGCUCCAGGAGUUCAAAUUCGGUUGCCGGAAUAUCGUGUGGCGGGGCUGGAAGCCUGAGAUGGUAAACACCUUCUGAGACACCGUAGGCUCCUUGCUGUAAGUAUAGCUGUGCAUAGGGAUGAGGGUUGUUCCUCUGUGUGUUCCCCAUUCGGGUGAGUUGAAACCUGUGUGAUACGCCUGGUUCUGACCAACACAGUGCGUGAGCUGCAAGAUGGUGAUGGAUUAGCCAGGCCCCCUUGUGUUUUCAGUGCAGUGCCGGGUGUUUCCCACUUACGAACUGCUUUGUUUCUGCAGUGGAAUUCCUGGCCUUUCCUUCUGUUAUGAAGUCGGGGUUCUGAUUCAGCA
Molecule: messenger RNA, 2035 nt
Organism: Panicum virgatum (switchgrass)
Lineage: Eukaryota; Viridiplantae; Streptophyta; Magnoliopsida; Poales; Poaceae
Product: serine/threonine-protein kinase PCRK1-like
Exons: 5
Coding region: 483-1766 (427 amino acids)
Biological process (GO): protein phosphorylation
Molecular function (GO): ATP binding; protein kinase activity
Source: RefSeq, a predicted model, not a curated record